Messenger RNA from Naegleria lovaniensis, 6705 nucleotides. RefSeq lists its product as uncharacterized. Gene Ontology annotation, biological process: siRNA processing. The transcript is spliced from 4 exons. Lineage: Eukaryota; Heterolobosea; Eutetramitea; Acrasida; Naegleriidae. The record is from RefSeq and is a predicted model, not a curated record. Gene Ontology annotation, cellular component: nuclear RNA-directed RNA polymerase complex. Bases 1 to 6705 code for a protein of 2234 amino acids. Gene Ontology annotation, molecular function: DNA binding; RNA-directed RNA polymerase activity; ATP binding.
AUGGUGUUGCGUUUAACUGAGCACCUACUGGCUGAGUAUGAAAUUAAAGAAGAAGCGACAAUGGUACACAUACCUGAAUCAAUAUCCACAAUUCUUCCACGAAUGGAUAGUAAUGCAAACAUGGCCAAACUGUUGGAGAGAUACAAACCUCCAAUAGUACGCUCAACUAUUCGAAAUUACCAAGCCGAAAUGUAUUUUCAAGCCUUAUUCCAAAACUCUUUGAUUGCUUUACCAACUGGCAUGGGAAAAACAUUGAUCGCUAUUUUAUUAAUGAAAAAGAUGUGGGAGCUGAAUCCGCAAAAGCUAAUAGCAUUCGUUGUCACAAAGAUACCCCUUGCAUUUCAACAGUGUGAAUAUAUCGAGCUUGAAACUGGUAUUCCAUGCCAAGUUUUGUGUAGUGAGACGAAAAAUGAUGAUACAUUGCGAAAAUUGCAAUCAAAGGAGGUCAAAAUUCACUGUUUUACACACGGAAUGUUAUUUUCUCUUAUAGAGGCAUCAGUUGUCUCUCCAGAAGAUUUUUCCAUGGUUGUGUUUGACGAAAUCCAUCAUGGAGUCUCAGAAAAUGACAAAUUUUGCAAGAUUGCUAAAAGAUUGUUAACAAGCAAGCAUGAAGUUAAAAUAUUAGGCCUUACAGCUACACCUUCUCAUCUACAAGAAAUUCAAACCAAUUUUAACAUUACUUCUGUCGUCUAUCCAUGCAUUACGAGAGAAGAAAUUGAGGAAAUCAAAUCAUUAACAACAACAAAACCAAUAUUAUUCAAGGAACAAGAAGAACAGUCUCAAAUGAAAAACAUUAUUGACACAAGAGUUUCAGCUUUGAAUGAUAAGCUUGGACAGUACGCACUUUCUGAUAUUACUCUUAACCAUUAUUCUAUGACGAUAGGAUAUUUACGAAACGAGCAAUUUCCUUCUGAUCUUAGAAAUAUAGUAGAGCAAAUGCGAAAGCUUGCUUUUCUAAUUGAAAUUACAGACAUCUUGGGAACUAAAUGUACGAUCGACAUUAUUAACAAAAGUCAAGAUUCAACCUUAACACAGCUGAAACCGCAUGUUCAAUCAAUUCCGUCAAAAUAUUCACCAAGAUAUGGAGCAUUGGAAAAGAUACUUAAAAAAAGAGCCUCAUUCGAUGAGAAAAUUAUUGUUUUUGUGAAAACCAGAGACACUGCUCUCAAAUUGACAAGUUUGCUCGAGAGAAACGAAGCGCUUUCUCAAUUUUAUCCUAAACGCAUUGUUGGCCAGAGAGGCUUUGAUGGAAUGGACUGGGAGCAAGAACAACAGUUAUUGAUUGAAGAGUUUAAAACUGGGGAAUGCAAACUUCUUGUUUCAACUAGCGUUCUCGAAGAAGGUAUCGAUGUCUCAGAUUGCAAUCUAGUUGUUCUUUUCGAUGGUGGCAUGUCGUUGCGUAGGAUUGUUCAAUCGAGAGGAAGAGCAAGAAAGAAAAAUAGUGAAUUUAAAGUUAUAAUUUCGGAACAUCAAGAAAAGAUGUUAAGAAAAAUUUUGAAUGAAGAACAAUCAAUGCAAGAGGAAAUUGAAAAAAGAUCAAAAUCAGAUGAGAUUGAACCUCUGUUCAGAGAAUUCUUGAAAACGAAAGAUUUAACUCCUACUCUAGAAACCAUGUUUUUGAAAUUUAUAAUUCAUCACUACAAGACAACCAGUGCAGAAGAUAUUUUGAGAAAUUUAACAGGUUACAAGUACGAACAUGCAGAAUUGGAUUCUCAAAAGAUACACAUGAGCGUAACAAUUACAGGUGUUGGAGAAUGUGACUUGAUGUUACAUUUUAUCAAGAUUAAGGACAUGUUGACCAAUGACAGAACCGUGUUAUUGGAAUUGUAUGAAGACAAAAUUCUGAACGAACCUACUUCAUUAGACGAACCAUCAUUUAUGUUUUCAAGAGGGGCCUUGAUAUGCUCUGAUAAUGAAUGUAAAUUUAUUGAAAAAACUGCUGAAGAGUCUUGUAAAGGGUCAUGGAGAACCCCAGAGGUCAUGUAUAAUGUUAUCAUGGGAAAUUUUGGUCAAUUUGUCUUGAUAUCUGCUCUCAAUGUUUUUAUUGUUACCAGAACUCCAGAAACAAUUAAUCAAUUUACUUACGCCUACAAAUUCCAGACUGAAAAAGACUUGCGGAAUGCUUUGUGCAGGUGGAAUAAUAGCCUGAAGAUUGAAAAAAUUUACUACACUCACAUUGAAUGGAUUGUUGACAUUGAUCCACAGCCCAUGGAGCCCAUAUUGACUGAUUUUUAUCACCUCUAUUUGUUUACUUACUUGCAGAACUUGGGGAUCUUGGUUCAUAUUUCCUCACCUAUUAUUACUACAUUCGGAAAUAUAAUCCAUGAUUUGCAUGAAGAAUCAAAAACUCUUUCAUUUACAGGUAGUCUCGGAAACAGACUUUUGAAGAAUGAUUUUAUUGACGAAAAGACCCUCCUACAAUUUUUGCAUCAAGAAAAAGAGUUUGUAAGACCAUUACCUGUUAUUGAAAACUUUGUUUUAACAAAACGAGUUAGAAUCAUUGAAGCGAAUGACAUUAGAGUGGACUUACCGAUAUUUGUAUCCAGUAAUCGAGUUUUUAGAAAAUAUGGAAGCAAUAAGUUUUUAAGAGUCUCUUUUGAAGGUAAAACCUCCUUUGAGCAUCUCUCCACAGGACUCUCACUAUUUGGUAAGAAAUUUGCUCUAGUUGGUGGCUCUUUGAGCAUGAUAAGAAAUAGUUCAAUCUACUUCUAUGAGUCGGACAAUGAUAAUGAUCCAUCGAGCAUCAUGGAUGAAUUUGGAACGAUUGAAGAAGCCUCAAUUUGCAAAAUAAUUUCGAGAAGGGCUUUGAAUUUCACAUCCACCAUUGAAACGUGUGUCAUCGAAAAAUUUAAAGAGAUUCCGGAUAUUAUGGACACAACCUCAACAUCAAUGUUAUCGGAUGGAGUUGGCCAAAUUUCAUUAACCAAAGCUAAAGAAAUUUCGAACUUCUUAGAAUUGGAUGACGUUCCAACUGCCUUUCAAAUUAGAUUCCUUGGUUACAAAGGAGUGCUCACAGUUCUUCCCGAUGAAUUUUUAAAUGGCAAUGACGCUCAAUUUAGACCUAGCAUGAAGAAAUUUAUUGGCAAUGAAAAGUAUAACAAGUUGGAGAUUGUGAGCCAUAGCAACAGCCGUCAAAAAGCAUUCCUUAAUAAUCAAAUCAUACUUUUGUUAUCAUCAUUGGGAAUUCCUGACGAGAAUUUUUUGCAAAAGUUCGACGAACAAUUAUUGACACUGAUGCCCAACCUAACGGAUCCGAAGAAAAUGCUCUCUUUAUUGAAAGCGAAUUACUUGGACACAUUGCCUGCAUUAAACGAGUUAAAUGACAUGGUUGAUGACCCAUUCUUAGAAUCGGUAGUUAAAUACUCAUUUGGAAAAGAUGUUAUGGGAAUGCAAAGUAGUGGUCAUUUGUAUGUGGAGAAUGCUGUGUCAGCUCUUGGAAUCAUUGAUGACUUUCAACUACUUGAGGAGGGAGAACUGAUGGUGCUUCUUGGAAAUAGCGAAACGGUUCCUGAUGGAACCAAAGUAUUUGUUUGCCGAAAUCCCUGUUUACAUCCAUCAGAGCUCAAACUCUAUACCGUACGCAAUGCUAAAAUACCACUUUUAAAUUCUACAGCGGUGGUGGUUUUUCCUGGAAAGGGAAAGAAUAGAAUACCUGGUGACUUAGAUGGUGAUCGAUAUUUUGUGUGUUGGGAUCCGGAUCUAGUUCCUAAAAGAAGUUAUGAUGAAUCGCCUUUUUUUACUGUGGAGGAAGAAGUGAAGCUGAAACCAUCACCAAAUGGUUCUAUGUUUAUUGACCAACUUUUGAACUAUUUCCUAUUUUCUGAUACCACACUGGAUGAUGUCUCGUCUCCGGACAACAAUGGUCUUCUUGAGCAGAUGUUGAAACAGUAUUCAGUAGCAACUGAUCUACAAACAAUGAUGGAGCACAGUAAGGAUUUGGGAAAAAUCUGUAAUGCAUGGACAGCUGUUUGUGAUCAAGAGGUGAACGGCGCAUUUUCAGAUAGGGCUCAACAAUUAUCUUCGAUUUUUAAUAUUGCUGUUGACUCUGUUAAGACUGGAAAGACAGUUGAUAUCCCUAAAUGGGUUGAUGAAUUAGAGUAUCCAGAUUUUAUGAAGCAUUCGAAAUCCUGCUAUCAGUCACAUUCAAUUCUUGGAAAAUUUUAUCAACGACUUUGCCUCUUUUCAUCUCAAAACUCGUCAACUAGUUCACAAACACCUUCAACAAUUCCGCGACAUGAUAUUACUAAGAAGGAUACUGAAAAUGUAGCGCUACAAAAGUAUUUGGAGUUUGAAAAUUGUUGCAACUAUAUCAAGCAAAUCUACUCUAGCUCAGAUUUAGAUUUAGUUGCAGGUGACCGAAAGCUUGGAAGAAAGUUAUAUGCUUCUCUUGUCUCAAAGUACAAAAGAAAGGCGGAAGAACCUGAAUUUAAUCUCUCACCAGAAAUUGUUACCUUUGACGCGUAUCAAUGGAUCGUACCAAGUGAUACAAGCUUGAACAAUUAUAUUCCGUUCGCAACCAUUUCUCGAUCUAUUUAUCAUUUCAUUAAUAAUUGUUCAGAGUUUUAUCUCGAUCAGUUAAGGGAAAUAGAAAGAGAAAAGAUCAAAAUUCAAGACAUUGCGAAAGAUCAAUUUAGAGUAUUUAUUUAUGGAUCUCUUUCUGUGCUUCUUCAUGACUCAAACAACACUGACGUAGAUUUUUACAUGAGCUACAAUUCAAACAAUGCUGAUCAAGUUGUGGAACUGUUUAAACAACACUAUAAAAGUGUGGACUACAGAAAAUCAGUACCAGUUAUAACAAUUUUGCUUCCACGAAAGAUCAUUGGCUGCUGUGAAGCAAUGGAUAUUUCUGGCUCAACACGAGGACUGAGAAAGAAGCAUCUGUUAAGAAAAUACUUGACUCAAAAGCCAUGCCUAUUCAUUAUUCUAAAUAUUCUAGUCCAAUGGUUUAGAAGAGUAUUUACUGGAGUUAAGACUUAUUUAUUUGUUUGGAAAAUUAUUGAUUUUUGUAUUGAAAAAAGUUAUCUCACCAAAGAGAAAGUCCCAUCUGACGAGGAGGCAUUUGAAUUAGAAGUCACUAAAGACUCCAUCUUCAUGUCCUCUGUUAUUGAGAAAAUCAAUAUGGUGCCCGAAUUCAAAAAGGAAGCAGAAAUAAUGGUUGACUUUUUCGAGCGUUUACUACGACGCUUUCUGUUGUCACCUGAAUUGACGUUUGCUGAUUGUUUGGACGACGAGCUUACCACUGUUAACAUUGAAAAGUCCAAGUCUGAAAAAAACAAAAUGGAGUCUAUUCGAAGCAGCACAUUCAGCUCAUACCUCUCUCUACUCUUUGGAGGUGUAAGCUCCAUGAUUAAUGCAGUGCAAGAUGAAUGUACUUUUCAAGUCAUGGUACCUCGCUUUAUAUCCAAAGUGUUAGGUUCAGAUGUUCUAAUGUCCAACCAUGUUCGUGAGGAUAUUGAGAGAAAAUGCAAUGUACAAAUUCCAAAUAUAUUUGCCAAAGGCCGCAAUUCGUAUUGGAUAGAAGCUAAAGGAAAGAGAUCAAGUAUAUUUGAUGUAAAAAAGUUGUUGAGCUUGUGGGAUUGUAAUUUACAUCUAUUUGCAUGCAAAAGAAAUAACUUAUUUUUAGAAGGCUCUUAUUUCUCAGAUUUCACUUUAAGCUUAGUGUUAUCACAAUUGCAGCAGCAGAUUCAAAAAGCUGUUGCUUUUAGCACACUUGCUAGCGAUCAUGACGACCCAGAAGAAUGGAGAAUUUCUGUAAAAUUUGGAAAAUACUACAUCAUCAAUUUGGAGAAAUCAUGUUUUUCUGAGAUGCUUGAUAUUUCUCCAAAAGUAUUUAAUCAGGUCAUGCAAAAGAAAACCAAGAAUAUCAAGCUGAAGAAAUUGGUUGACAAAGCUAAUUCAAAGACAGUUGUGCGGAUGGAAGACGAUGAAACGAGCGACGAAGAUUAUUAUGAAAUGCCGUCUCGCCAAAACAAAGUUAAAAACACCGACAACAAGAUCAUUGUUGAGAGAAGUAAUGUCAAAAAGGCGCCUUCCGAUUCGUUUUUCACCUCCAUUGAUGAAGAAUCAAUUAAUGAGCUCAAAAACCAAAUAUUUAACCCAAUUAUGUGCACCAAAGUUGAGAAUGAAACAGAGUACCAUUGUUUCAUUAUCGGUGCAUCCAAAGAUCAAGAGUUUAAAGUGAUAUUGGAUGCCAAUUUUCGCAGGAAAUCUCGAAUAAGCUAUUCUUCAACAAGAUUCUUUGCUUGUUCAUUCAUUUCAAGCAACCCACAACAUUCAGACAUGAGACUAUAUUUUACUAUGAAGUCCUUUGCUGAAGAUAAGAAGACAAACAAAAGUAUUGACUUAUUACUAGACGACAAUGAAUGGGUGAUCAGGCCCGAAACAAGUCAAGACAGUAGUGACUACAAUGAAUGCUAUUGUUCCAAUUCGAAACUUCCAUUUGUGAAUUUAGUAAGAAAACUAGCCAAAGAAAAAUUUAACAUCAGGUAUUCCAAUCAAGUGUUUGAAGUGUCUCUUCUCAAAGUUGACACAUUCAUCCAAUCAGGACGAGGACACUUGUUAGAAUUCUUGGAGAGCCACUACGAGAUGAAAAUUGCCAUUCCUCACAAGAGACCUGUGGAUUAUGAUCUUUGGCAAUGUCGAAUGUUGUGCUUGCUUGGAAUGGAUUGUCUCUCAAUCAUGAAAAAUACCAAUCAGAGAAAUUAA